AUGAGCCGCCAAGUCAGUUAUGGCCAACAAUCUUUCAGGACCUCCGGUGGAGGGCAACGCCAAGGAUUCAGUGGCCGAUCGGCUGUCGUCUCCAGCAAGAGUCACAUCAGCUCUGGCAGAUCCACAUCUGCUUCCCGAUAUGGAGGAGGUGGUGGCAGUGGCGGCGGCAGUGCUUCAUCAGCCUGUGCUGCCAUGGGCAGGGGCUUUGGCAGCAGAAGCCUGUACUCCCUUGGGGGGAACAAAAAGAUCUCCAUCAGUGUAGCUGGGGGUAGCUACCAGGCAGGGGGUGUAGGUGGUGGCCGAAGCUGUGGCUUGGGGGGCAGUGGAUUUGGAGCUGGUGGCAUGGGAGGGGGAGCUGGUGGAUUUAGAGGGGGAGCUGGUGGCUUUGGAGGGGGAGCUGGUGGCUUUGGAGGGGGAGCUGGUGGCUUUGGAGGAGGAGCUGGUGGCUUCGGUGGCCCUGGUGGCUUCGGUGGCCCUGGUGGCUUUGGUGGCUCCGGUGGUCCUGGUGGUUUCCCUGGUGGCAUCCAUGAAGUGACUGUCAACCAGAGUCUUCUAAAGCCCCUCAAUGUGGAGAUUGACCCCCAAAUUGGGCAGGUGAAGACCCAAGAGAAGGAGCAGAUCAAGACCCUCAAUAACAAAUUUGCUGCCUUUAUCGACAAGGUCAGGUUCCUGGAACAACAGAAUCAAGUCCUAGAGACCAAGUGGCAGCUGCUUCAGGACCAAGGAUCCACCUCAAACUCUAAUGACCGGAACCUUGAGCCCUUCUUUGAGAACUAUAUCAGUAGCCUCCGGGCUCACUUAGAUAUGCUGGUUAAUGAAAAAAACAAGCUGACUGGAGAACUGAGCAGUAUGGAAGACUUGGUUGAAGACUUUAAAAAGAAGUAUGAAGAUGAGAUCAACAAACGCACUGCUGCUGAGAAUGACUUUGUGGUUCUUAAGAAGGAUGUAGAUGCUGCCUACAUGACCAAAGUAGAACUGGAGGCCAAAGUGGAGAGCGUGAUGGAUGAGAUUAACUUCCUCAAGGCCCUGUAUGAUGCAGAGCUGUCUCAGAUGCAAUCAGACACCAGCGACACCUCUGUGGUUCUAUCCAUGGACAACAACAGAUGCCUGGACCUGGAUAGCAUCAUUGCUGAAGUCCGAGCACAGUAUGAAGACAUUGCUCAGAGGAGCAAGGCUGAGGCUGAGGCCCUGUACCAGACAAAACUGGGAGAGCUGGAAAACACAGCUGGCAGGCAUGGGGAUGACCUGAAAAGCAUCAAGAGUGAGAUCUCUGAGCUCAACAGGAUGAUCCAGAGGCUUCGAGCUGAAAUUGAGAAUGUCAAGAAGCAGAACGCCAACCUUCAAGCAGCCAUUGCUGAUGCUGAACAGCGUGGGGAGAUGGCUCUCAAGGAUGCUAAUGCCAAGAUGGUAGAACUCAAGGCUGCCCUGCAGCAGGCCAAGGAUGAACUGGCCCGCCUACUUCGUGAUUAUCAGGAGCUCAUGACAGUCAAACUGGCCCUGGACAUGGAGAUUGCCACAUAUAGGAAGCUGUUGGAGGGAGAGGAAUGCAGGAUGUCUGGAGAGUGCCAGAACACCGUGAGCAUCGAAAUGGUCCACAGCAGCAGUAGCAGUAGUGGUGGUUCCAUGGGAGGAGGAGCCGGUGGACAUGGCCGAGGUGGCACCAGUGGUGGCACUUGUGGCAGUGGGGGCACAGGUGGCAAGGGAAUAGGCUCUGGGGGAAGUUAUGGCAGAGGAGGAACAGGCAGGAAGGGAAUGGGCAGUGGGAGCCAUGGUGGAAGUUCUAGUGGGGGGGGCUUUAGCUCUGGGGGGAGCGGUAGUGUUGGAGGCGGGUACUCUAGCCAGUCUGGAGGCUCUGGGGUUGUCAGUGGGGGUGGUAGCAGCUCUAUCCAAGUCUCACAGAGCUCUACCCGGAGCCAGAGAUCCAACAGCAAAUUUUAA
Molecule: messenger RNA, 1938 nt
Organism: Sarcophilus harrisii (Tasmanian devil)
Lineage: Eukaryota; Metazoa; Chordata; Mammalia; Dasyuromorphia; Dasyuridae
Product: keratin, type II cytoskeletal 3-like
Exons: 9
Coding region: 1-1938 (645 amino acids)
Biological process (GO): keratinization; intermediate filament organization
Cellular component (GO): keratin filament
Molecular function (GO): structural constituent of skin epidermis
Source: RefSeq, a predicted model, not a curated record